AUGACGAGCAUUGCCGGCGUAAAGCAGAAGAAGAAGCGGCGACCGAAGCUCGCGCCGCAGCUAGUGCGCGAGGUGUUCACGACUUCCACGUGUCGCUGCUUCGUGCUCAAGUCGUUCAGCGAGGGCAACUUCCACAAGAGCCUCAAGUUCGGCAUCUGGAGCACCACCACGCUGCACAACGCGCUGCUGGACCAGGUCUUUAAGAGCGACUUGACGGCAGUGAGGCCCGUUCUCUUCUUCUUCAGUGUCUGUGGCACAAAGCACUUCAACGGGGUUGCUCAGAUGACGUCAGGUGUGCGGACCGACUCGCAGUUCCAGCUCUGGGAGAAGCUCAAGUACGAAGGCUUCUUCCACGUCGAGUGGCUGCUGGUCAAAGACGUGCCCAACUACGUGUUCACGGGGGUCAAGAUGAGCAACACGCCCACGAAGAAGUCGAUCACGUCCUGCCGGGAUUGCGAGGAAGUAUUGUUCGAGGAGGCGAACGAGUUUCUUUCGAUCUUCACCGAGUUCGACAGCCGCUCGAGCGCUUGGGACGAUUUUGCACACUACGAUCAGCUUCAAGAGCAGCUCGAACGUAAGAGAGGGCUACAGUUGCCAGAAGGAGUCGACCGAGCAGACCUGGACUCGUACCUUGUCCCUCUCCAGUCAGCAGAGCCUUCAACCAUCUGA
This is a messenger RNA of Phytophthora sojae, 669 nucleotides long. RefSeq lists its product as hypothetical. Gene Ontology annotation, biological process: mRNA destabilization. The transcript has 4 exons. Bases 1 to 669 code for a protein of 222 amino acids. The record is from RefSeq and is a predicted model, not a curated record. Gene Ontology annotation, cellular component: cytoplasm. Gene Ontology annotation, molecular function: mRNA binding. Lineage: Eukaryota; Oomycota; Peronosporomycetes; Peronosporales; Peronosporaceae.